This is a messenger RNA of Schistosoma curassoni, 2133 nucleotides long. The record is from the annotation of a GenBank genome assembly. NCBI's taxonomy places the organism in Eukaryota, Metazoa, Platyhelminthes, Trematoda, Strigeidida, Schistosomatidae.
GCCAAUCAGAAGCGCUUGCGCAAUUUCAAGGUCACGGAGCCAAGUUCAACACGCGCAGGUAACAUACGAUCGGUUCACAGCGGAUUUUGGAGAGUAGGUGAUUAAUGAGAAGUUACAACAGAUAAGACGAUACCCCAGAUGACAUAAUUUUCAUGAUCAGUCUUACGCCUUCCUAUCGGAUUUUUUAGAAUAGAAAAGAUUAAAAGAAAACUCAUCGGCAGUCUGAACUCGUAGGUGAACGAGUUUUUCUAGAGCUUGUCGGAUUUGCAUUGAAAGUAUAACAUGGUGGAUGCGGAAUUCAAACGAAAACUAAAUGAAAUUCGUGAGAAAGUAGAAGAUCUUUUUGAUUUUGAAGGAUGUAAAGUUGGUCGUGGAACAUAUGGAAGUGUUUAUAAAGCUAAACUUAAAGAUGGUACAGACAGUAGAGAUUAUGCGUUAAAACAAAUCGAAGGCACUGGCUUAUCUAUGUCUGCGUGCCGAGAAAUAGCUCUUCUUCGUGAGUUAAAGCAUCCAAAUGUAAUUACUCUACAACGAGUUUUUCUGAAUCAUACAACUAGGCGAGUAUGGUUGCUAUUCGACUUUGCAGAACAUGAUCUUUGGCAUAUCAUAAAAUUUCAUAGAACAACUAAAGCAAAUAAAAGUACAGUUCAAGUCUAUGGCAAUAUGGUCAAAAGUUUAAUGUAUCAAAUAUUAAAUGGAAUCCAUUAUUUACAUGACAAUUGGAUUUUACAUCGUGAUUUGAAACCUGCAAACAUCUUAGUUAUGGGUGAAGGUCCUGAUCGAGGUCGAGUUAAAAUAGGUGAUUUAGGUUUUGCUCGUCUAUUUUAUCAACCACUGAAGCCAUUAGCUGAUUUGGAUCCAGUUGUUGUAACAUUUUGGUAUCGUGCACCAGAAUUGCUGCUUGGAGCUAGACAUUAUACGAAAGCUAUUGAUAUAUGGGCUAUUGGAUGUAUUUUUGCAGAAUUACUCACAUAUGAACCUAUAUUUCAUUGUCGUCAAGAAGAUAUUAAAACAAGUACACCAUAUCACAAAGAACAGCUGGAACGUAUUUUUCGUGUAAUGGGAUAUCCACCAGAUGAUGCUUGGGUUGAUAUGAAAAAAAUGCCAGACUAUCAUCAAUUAUUACGUGAUUCCAUAAGUAAGAAAACCUAUGGUAAAUAUUCACUGGAAGGUUAUUUUGAAGAGAAAAAAUUCAAAGUGGAUGAAAGAGAAUUAGCUUUGCUCAGACGUUUGUUAACUAUGGAUCCCGUUAAACGUUUAUCUGCUGCUGAGGCUAUGGAAGAUUCUUACUUCAAAGAAGGUGAAAAACCAAAUAAUGAUGUUUUUGGAAAUUUACCUAUACCUUAUCCUAAACGAGAAUUUAUCUCUGAUGAUGAUUCUGAUGAUAAACAAACUGGUGCAGAUAAAAAUGUCACACAAACUGGACAACAACCAAACGCUACUGGAGGAAGACAAACUACAGCACAUCCUACUGGUGGCAGUGGAAUACAUACUACACAUCCUCAGCAACAAUCUCAACAACAACAACAGCGUGGAAAUAAUGCUCCACAACCCCAGUUGCCAUUGCCUCAGCAACAACAGAGAACAAAUGGACAGCCACCGCCACUGAAUACACAGCAACAGCAACAACACAUGAACUCUGGUCAAUCUAAUCCCCAUACAAGACAAUUAAUUCAUCAACAGAAUAAUAAUGAUGAUAUACCAUCUAAUAAGCGUAUUCGGUUAUCCCAGGGGAAUAAUGAAACACCGAUCGCACCACCGCCAUUACCAUCCUCCUCGACAACAUCAUCAUCUACAACAGUUAAUACUAGUGGAAUCUUACAUACAAACACAAAUAAACCCAGUAUAACAGGACAGUCUCAACAGUUAUCUAAUCCCACUACUACUACUACUACCACUUCAGGUUAUGCGAAUCUGCAACAACAACCAAUGAGAAAUCUCCCACCUGGUCAUAUGGGGCAUCCGGGAACUUCUUAUCCACGCUAUCACCACUAGCAAUCACAAUUCUUCGUGGAUUACUUUUUUGUAUAUAUUAAUAUUUUCUCACCAUUUUCAUAGUUCUGUGGCCAAUGUUUUUGUUUUUCGACACAUUUUUGUACAAUGAUUGUAGUAAAAAUAUACAGGUGUCCCAGU